Molecule: messenger RNA, 1496 nt
Organism: Emys orbicularis (European pond turtle)
Lineage: Eukaryota; Metazoa; Chordata; Testudines; Emydidae
Gene: CORO1C
Product: coronin 1C
Exons: 11
Coding region: 31-1455 (474 amino acids)
Biological process (GO): neural crest cell migration; actin filament organization
Molecular function (GO): actin filament binding
Source: RefSeq, a predicted model, not a curated record
GUGCGCGGCGGGCGGGCACUGUGCGACACAAUGAGGCGAGUGGUACGACAGAGCAAAUUUCGGCAUGUGUUUGGGCAAGCAGUGAAAAAUGACCAGUGUUAUGACGACAUCCGGGUUUCCCGUGUUACCUGGGAUAGUUCCUUUUGUGUAGUAAACCCCAAAUUUGUUGCAAUAAUCAUAGAAGCUAGUGGUGGUGGAGCGUUCCUGGUGCUGCCCUUGCACAAGACAGGCAGAAUUGACAAGUCGUACCCAACAGUAUGUGGUCACACAGGACCGGUGCUUGACAUAGACUGGAGUCCCCAUAAUGAUCAGGUCAUUGCCAGUGGUUCUGAGGACUGCACUGUCAUGGUAUGGCAGAUCCCAGAGAACGGACUCACUCUCUCCUUGACGGAGCCUGUGGUAGUUUUAGAAGGCCAUUCAAAAAGAGUUGGCAUCGUUGCUUGGCAUCCAACUGCACGCAAUGUGCUGCUCAGUGCAGGUUGUGAUAAUAUAGUCAUCAUCUGGAAUGUGGGAACAGGUGAAGCCCUUAUAAACCUGGAUGACAUGCAUCUGGACAUGAUUUACAAUGUGAGCUGGAAUCGCAACGGCAGCCUCAUCUGUACAGCUUCUAAAGACAAAAAAGUCCGAGUGAUUGACCCUAGGAAACAAGCAAUCGUUGCUGAGAAGGAGAGGGCCCAUGAGGGAGCGCGGCCCAUGAGAGCCAUCUUCCUCUCCGAUGGCAACGUCUUUACCACCGGCUUCAGCCGCAUGAGUGAACGGCAGCUCGCCCUGUGGAAUCCUAAAAAUAUGGAAGAGCCAAUAGCCCUGCACGAAAUGGACACUAGCAAUGGGGUGCUGCUUCCAUUCUACGACCCGGACACCAAUAUCAUUUACUUGUGUGGCAAGGGUGACAGCAGCAUUCGCUACUUUGAGAUCACCGAUGAAUCCCCAUAUGUCCACUACCUCAACACCUUCAGCAGCAAAGAACCGCAGAGGGGGAUGGGGUUCAUGCCAAAGAGGGGCCUGGAUGUGAACAAGUGUGAAAUCGCCAGAUUCUUCAAACUUCACGAGCGGAAGUGCGAGCCCAUUAUCAUGACUGUCCCCCGAAAGUCUGACCUUUUCCAAGAUGACCUGUAUCCUGAUACGGCUGGUCCUGAAGCAGCUCUGGAAGCUGAAGAGUGGUUUGAGGGGAAGAACGCUGAUCCCAUUCUCAUUUCUUUGAAACAUGGGUACAUUCCAGGCAAAAACCGGGAUCUCAAGGUGGUCAAAAAGAACAUAUUGGACAACAAGCCUGCAGCAAACAAGAAAAGCGAUCUCAUUAACACCCCAAAGAAAGCAGCAGACACCUCAAAUAUUCAAAACGAAGCCAAAUUGGAUGAGAUUUUGAAAGAGCUUAAAUCUAUAAAAGACACAAUCUCCAAUCAAGAUGAGCGCAUUUCCAAGUUAGAACAGCAGAUGGCGAAGAUGACGGUUUGAGAGCAAAGGGAGCAGAACUUUAAGCUGGAGCAGGGCUGGGG